AUGGUGGAAAGAUCUUCUUCAGUUCAUGAGUUGUGUACACGCGAUGCUAUAGAUUUUUUUGUGCAGUUGAAUGAGUUUGAGAGUUCGAGUCGGUUUUGGAAGGAAAAAGCUCGUUGGAUCAAAUAUGAAGAAAAUGUUGAACCGAGUGGGAAUUGGGGACGACCAUUUCUUUCUUAUAUCGAGGCUGAGUGUUUGCUGGCCUUUAAACAGUCAUUAGAUGAUGGUUUGGUGUUACUUGGCAGUGUAAAUGAUGGUGAAAUUGAUAUAUCUUACACCAUAUCCAACAUGUUGGUACUUGGUGGUCAUGCAGAACCUCGACAUCGUGUACGAAUACAACAAAUAAUGACACUUCCACGUAUGCAUCAGGGUGAGUCCAGUUCUCGUUUUCGGAAGAAAGUUCAGCUAAGUCGAGAAGCAUUAAGAGUUGCAUACAUGAAAAGAGAGGAAGCAAUGACGCAUGCGUGGGACAUGUCAGAGAAUACCGUGAGGAAUCGUUGGGUUAAGUUAGCGAGGAAAGCACUGGAUCAACAACGUCGGGAGAAGGGAAAGACAAUUAUUUGGGAAAAUUUACUUAUUGAAAACAGAUGUGCAGUUAAUGAUGUCCUCAAACAGCUUGACCAAGACGAACACCGUGUUGAAUAUUUAAACGCUAAAAGUCCAAGCAUAGAAAACAUCAGUUCGUCUGGGUUGACUGAGAGUUCUGCUGAAAGUCAUAACCUACGAAGACGUAAAGAGGAAAUCAAGUUGAGAAAAAUAAUUCACCCUGAAUCUAUCGGCGUUGUAAUAUUCCAUGCAGCAGUUGAUUUUUUGAAACGAGAUCAGUGUCUUCCAGUAUUCAUCAGAUUUCAGAACGAGAAACCAAUAUCAGACUUCAUGGAGAUUGCAAUUCCAAUUCGGUUUUUGUAUAUCCUGUUCACUUCACAACAUGCGAUACACGUCGAUGGAUAUCAAAUAUGUCGAGCAGUCGCAACACUCUUUAAAGAUAGGACAUUUGCUAGAUACGCGCUACGUGCAAAAACGAGCAACGAUUUGAUACAAGCUGCGAAUAUGUUCGUAAAUGGAAGUGUCAUGCUUCCUCCUGGAAAUUGGAAGCCAGAGCUACUCAUUCCUGUUGCCGGAGCGAUUUCAGCCAUUAGUCGCAAGAAACAUACCUUAAAGAAGUUUAAACAUCGCGAGGGAAAAGAUUUAUGGCGGAAGCUCAGGGCAAAACUAGUCGUAGUCUCAAUGAUGAAGGGUUUGGUGUAUCACAAUGGAGUAAAAGAUUUAGAAAAUACGGAAGAACUAGUAACAAGAUCUGGAGCAAUGUCUCUACCAAGAAGAGGAGACUGUCCUGUUAAAACAAGAUUUGGAAAAGUUUCAAGAAACGAAAAUGAAAAUGACAAAUACGUGGACGUUACUCCGGAUAGCUGUGAUAUUGUGAUUAAUAAUAAUGACGGUGAUGCUAAAGAUGACGAAGACACACGAGAAAUUCAUCCUCUUCACGCAAAUGGGAAGUGGUUUGGUGGUUUACGACGAGAAUUUAGACCUCGUUGUUCACAGUACUGGUCAGAUAUCAAGGAUGGUUUUCAUAUCCAGUGUCUUGCUUCCCUUUUCUAUUUAGCGAUCAGUUUGACUGCGAUGUGUCUAACAUAUGGUCAAAUGAUGUGCAAGUACACAAGUGGAAAUCUUGGACCAGUAGAAAUGCUCUUAGCAACGUCACUUUCUUGUAUAUUGAUAGCGGCCUUUGCAACAGAACCAUUGUCUGUGAUUGCUGGAACCGCGGCAAUGCUUCUUGUAGAAGCGUCGACCUAUCAGGCAUCCAAAAUAAUGGAGAUAGACUUCCUUCAAUUGCGUUUUUUGACCGGAAUGUGGAUUUUUAUAUUUCUACUUUUGAUCUUGGCUUUUGAUAAAACUCACUGGAUACAUUAUUGUACAAGAUUCACUGAGGAAAUUCUUCACGUUCUUGUCGCCUUGUUGUUUAUGUACGAAGGAAUUAAAAACCUAAUAAAGGUUUAUGAACAACAUCCCUUACGCAAGGAAUAUCAGUUUCGGGUCAUAAACUCCACAGUAAAUACAGGCGGAUAUGAAGGCAGUAAUGAAAAACCAAAUACAGCUUUGUUAUACACAAUAUUCAUGUUUGCCACAUUCGGUAUCGCGCUUGGUUUCAGACUAUUCGAGAAAACGAGAUUUUUUUCACCUCCGCAUUCCUUUUGCCGUCAACAUAAUGAAUGGAGUCACAUAUUUUCUUGGUGUUUAUCUAAACACAAUAAACAUUCCUGA
Dendronephthya gigantea is the source of this 2259-nucleotide messenger RNA. Its product is annotated as anion exchange protein 3-like. Gene Ontology annotation, molecular function: solute:inorganic anion antiporter activity; monoatomic anion transmembrane transporter activity. Gene Ontology annotation, cellular component: plasma membrane. The transcript is spliced from 9 exons. The record is from RefSeq and is a predicted model, not a curated record. Gene Ontology annotation, biological process: bicarbonate transport; monoatomic anion transport; transmembrane transport. Bases 1 to 2259 code for a protein of 752 amino acids. Lineage: Eukaryota; Metazoa; Cnidaria; Anthozoa; Malacalcyonacea; Nephtheidae.